This is a messenger RNA of Branchiostoma floridae (Florida lancelet), 4303 nucleotides long. Its product is annotated as sodium-independent sulfate anion transporter-like. Gene Ontology annotation, molecular function: sulfate transmembrane transporter activity. Gene Ontology annotation, biological process: transmembrane transport. The transcript has 18 exons. The record is from RefSeq and is a predicted model, not a curated record. The coding region runs from base 256 to 2241 and encodes 661 amino acids. Lineage: Eukaryota; Metazoa; Chordata; Leptocardii; Amphioxiformes; Branchiostomatidae. Gene Ontology annotation, cellular component: membrane.
AAAGAAGUAAACCAUUUAAGGUAUGAUAAAAGCCCGAUAACCAUUUGUGAUAGGAACUGUAGUGUGAUACCAUAAGGUCAAAGGUUGUUGAUGAUUGCGGGCACGCAAGUGACACUGAGCAAAGAAGUCAACGUCCACACGGCGUUUUCCACAGCGUUAGAGCCAUGUCCUGGUCGCUAAAAGACUGAAAACUCACACCAGCGAUCCCACUGAACCAGAGAGGUCCGAGAAGGUCUUCAAGUAACGUCGGAGUGAAUGGCAGUGGUUCUGAAGAAGUGUAAAAGAAAUGGCGUCAAAUUGGUCCAGGAAACGUGUUCUGUGCGUUUUCUCAAAAAGAGACUACCGAUCGUGGCAUGGCUGCCCAGGUACAACCUCGAGAAGUUCCAGGGAGAUCUGAUCGCAGGUUUGACGGUUGGUUUGACCGUGAUUCCCCAGGGUUUGGCUUAUGCUGCAGUCGCCGAGUUACCUCUUCAGUAUGGUCUGUAUUCAGCCUUUAUGGGCUGUUUCAUCUACUGCCUGUUUGGCACAUCGAAGGACGUCACACUGGGACCAACGGCUAUCAUAUCGCUGAUGACGGCUGAGUAUGCGAAGGGGGAACCUACGCUCGCUAUCGCUCUCUGCCUUUGCGCAGGACUUGUACAGUUUGCCAUGGGUGUCUUACAGUUAGGUUUUUUAGUGAAUUUUAUGGCGUUUCCGGUCAUCUCAGGGUAUAUGUCUGCUGCAGCACUCAUCAUCGGAUGUGGUCAGUUGAAGCUCAUCUUUGGACUGAAAAAUGUUCGGAGAUCCUUCAUCUGGAACAUCUAUGAUACAUUCAGGAAACUUCCAGAAACAAAUCACUGGGACCUGACUCUGGGAAUUAUAUCUUUUGUCAUCCUGUUAAUAAUGAAGUGGUUAAAGGACAGAAACUGGGACAAAGACAGGGACCCCUUCACACCCCUCACCACAAGGCAGAGGGUUGGGAGGAAGGCUGUCUGGCUCAUAGGAACUGGAAGGAAUGCUCUUAUUGUAAUUGUGACGACAAUCCUUGCUGGUAUUCUCUUCAGCAACAACAUUAAACCCUUCACAAUGACCAAAGAUGUGCCACCUGGGUUCCCUAAAGUGGGGCCCCCUAGCUUCUCUUACCAGCAUAACAACCAAACUGUAGAAGGGGAGGAGUUUCUAAGUAAUUUAGGAGCCGGGAUUGCAGUCUUACCUCUCAUUGCAAUACUCGAGACCAUUGCGUAUGGUAAAGCCUUUGCAAGUAGGAACAAAUACAGAAUAGAUGCUACACAAGAACUCUUAGCACUUGGUAUUGCCAACAUAGUGAGUUCGUUCUUCGGGUCGUACCCCAUGUCCUGUAGCUGCUCCAGAACAGCCAUCAACUCCACCAGUGGGGUCAGGACUCCUUUAGGGGGGAUCUUUGCAGGGUUGCUGGUGAUCCUAGCUCUAGCAUUCAUCAUGCCAUAUUUCCGGUACAUCCCCAGUGCAGUACUAGGAGCAGUCAUCAUUGCCUCAGUUAUCAACAUGUUUGAGUAUCAGGUCAUCCCCAAACAGUGGAGGAUACACAAACCAGACUUGUUAGUGUGGAUGGUGUGCUUCUUAUGUGUGUUGUUUCUAGGAAUCCAGUUUGGCAUCCUUGUUGGAGUGGGCCUGGGACUGGUUAUUGAGCUGUAUGGAUUAGCCAAACCUGGCACAAAGGUUGACACAAUUGACUGCUGCCCCAAGAUCGUGGUAGUCAAGUUUGACAAGGGGCUGUCUUUCCCUGCCUCAGACUUCAUUGUCACCACCAUUCACGAUGCUGGAUUGGAUGAGCCACCCUACAAACCUGUCAUUCUAGACUUUGCCCAUGUCUCCCAUCUUGACUUCAGUGUUAUCAGGUCUCUUGCCCUCUCCGUUGAAGAGUAUGCCACAAACAACACACCAUUAUAUUUUGCCUGUGUCAAUAGGGAUUUGGAAGCAAAGCUCAAAAAGGCCAGUAUUAAGAACCUACAGUGUUUUCCUACAGUCCAACUGGCUACAGAGGCAAUUCUUGAUGAAGGCGUACAUGGGUGUAUAGGCAUGGGUUUCAACGAGGGGCAAAACCGGGGAACCCGGAGAAUAACCCUCGGUACAGGUGCAACAAGAGAAGACGGAGAUGUGCACCAGCCCAUACUGAUGACAGAGGUGUCCUUGGACCAUCUGGACGUCUCCAGCGACACAGGAGAAGUUCUGCAGAACCACACAUCUCACUCAGACAGAGACAAUCAUGAGACAACAGUCUAGUCAACAGCCUGGAAAUGACUAUCACCGCAUCCUCUCCUGCCAAAGCUGCCACUUGUACUACCUGUUAUGCAAAAACAGGCAGAGGCCCUGGCUUUCCAGCCUACAACCUGUCCUUCUGGCAGUGUUAGUGCUAGCCAACUGUCAGCCAAUCAGAUUCUCUGCCCUAGCCCUGCUGUUGUUCCCAGGAAAGUUGCCAGCCAAUCAUGUUGCUUAUUAUUGUGAAGAGGCAUUGUGAUUGGAUGGUAACUUACCCAGAAAUGGCAGCUGGAAAUGCAUGUUACCAGAAGGGCUGAUUACAAACUGUUAGACCAGGGCUACUGCUUACAGAAUACAAAUGUACAUGUACACAAGUGGUGGCUCUGGCAGGAGAGAAUACAUCACUCAUGAUGUGCUGUAUGACAAAGCAAUCUAUUUGCAUUCUUCUACAUGAAGCAUGAGAAUAAGUAUGACCAUAGCAAUAUGAUGAUAUUGUUUUGAUGAAUGCUAAGUCUGUGAAAGCAAAAAAGUCAUAAAAUAUAGCAAUAUUUUUGAAGAGGGUAAAUUUACCUAAUCACACCGCAAAAAUUAGCACAUUUGAAUAUGAACUCUCUAUCUCAACCAAUAUAAUAUACUUCAUUGCCAAUGAAAGUGCAGGGACACAUUGUUUAACACAGACUGAGAAAGUUACAGGUAGCUGUAGGACUGAUCUCAGAAAAUAUUAGCCAUAUUUUUUGUAAUUUUAAAAAUGGAGUGUCAGUAACAAAUCAGAAUUGACCAUUCUUUGGUAGGGUAAAUGGGACAUGUGCAACAAAUCAAAGGGAGGUUCCUGACUGUCUCGCAUGCACUAUUGACUGUCAGGAACGUUUAUUACUCACAAUACUCUAUAACUUUGACUUAAUGAUGAUAGUGCCUUAGCUACUGCUGCUACCAAUGGUGUGAUUCCGUGGCCAGCAAUCUACUUAAGACAUUGUUUUCACUUUUCAUUGGGACUGAUAUUGGAGUCUUGAAGGCAAUUUGAUGAUGUUUGACUGCAUGGAGGGUGACACAAAGAUUUGUGUGAAAAGGACACAACCUUCAUAACAUGUAUUGAAACUUGAAGUGUGGGACUUAUUUUUCUAUUUUGGAAAGUAUUUUCUAGACUACAUGAGAUGUGGAUAUCCCAUAUGUGGAUUCUAUAUGAAUGACUUUUAGACAUAAAAAAGCUGCCUUGAUACGUUUGCACAAUUGUGUAAGUUUUUUUCAAGAGAUCAAAUUUAUGUGGCCAAAGUAUAGAAAUCGACUGUAAUCCAGUACAGAAAAAAUAUAGUUGUGUUCAGGUAACUGGUGUAUAGAGGUCCACAAUAAGUGGUUAUAGUAGGAAGUAGAGUAUGUGGGAAAGGACAACCUCAACCCAACUGCAUACACUUAUGCCACAUCUUCAGAAAAGACGUCUUUUUUGAAGAUGUGGCGUGUGUGUGGUUGGUUGGUUUGAGGAUGUCCUUUCCCACGUACUCUACUGGUUACAGUAGGAAUUGUUUGAAAAAAGAGGUGAUCAAAAUGGUAUCAAAAUUGUGUAUGUUGCAGAAUUGAGAAUAAGCCUUAGGGUUUUGCAGUGCAGUGAUGUGCCUUGUAAAAUGAGCAAAUAUACUGGAGACAGAAUAUACUUUGCUACUUAAUAUAAAUUAUAGUAUUUUGCCAAUUGUUUUAUCAAGGUAUCUAUAUGAGUACUAUUCAUUAUGAAAAUACAUGUGUAUGAUGCUCUCAAAUGUAUCAGUGUAUGAUAAAUACUAAUGCUUAAUAGGGAAACCUAUUCAUUACAUAGGUCCUAUGGACUUCUUGUAACAGCAAGGUGAAUAUUUCAACGUUCUAGUUGUUGACUGAUUGAUUUAAUAGCUCAUUAAUGGGAAUUACCAUGACUGAAGCCGCACAGUGUAUACUUGUCACCUGCUAUUAAUUAUCUUUAUUAUUCAGUUGUAACACUAAUUGCAACAAAGUUAAUGAAAACAUUGUUGCAUUAUUUAUAUAAUGAUCACAAUAGUCUGAAAUCCAACCUUUACACUGAAUGUUUGUGGGUGCACAAUAAAGGUGACUGAUUUGAAAAGAA